UCUAUCUCCGGUGUUGGAAAUGCCACUGCGUCAAAUGAAAAUAUUGCUAGACAUGAGAGGAAUGAGAGGGACAAGAGAGCCCGAACAGAAAGUACACAUGAAUGAGAUAUUAUUAGUGAUCCAUUUUUACGAAAACCAAUUAAUGAAUAUGAGCAGGGGGUUAGGGAUGAUGUGAUGAGAGCAUAUGCUGUUAAAGGUGCUUGUCAACCAGCAUCUCAUAAGUUUUCACGAACUGAAUUUGGAAAGUCAUUAAGGAGCUUUCGAGGAGAGUGGUUUAAAACUUGGGAAUGGUUGGAAUAUAGUAUUUCUGAAGAUGCUGCUUUCUGUUUUUGGUGUUACCUUUUUCAUGGGCAAGAAGGAAAGAGAUUUGGUGAUGAUGUGUUUGUGAGGACCGGAUUCCGUAACUGGAAGAAGUCUCCUCAGUCUUGCGGAGUUGUAUUCAUCUGAUUUUUCAGCUGUUGAGCAAAUGGAGCUUAAAGAACAACUCCAAGUUUGGAUAUAUGAGAUGAGAGGGAAUGAAGCAUUUUCCACUUUACAAAGUAUUGGUGAAGUGUCUAAGAAGAUGGUUGAGCUUACAAUUCACAAAUCUUUUCACUUGGUCAAUCGUCUUAUUGAGUUGGCUCUAGUGUUACCAGUUGCAACAGCCACAGUUGAAAGAGCUUUCUCAGUGAUGAAUAUUAUCAAGACAGAUCUUCGCAAUAAGAUGGGAGAUGACUAUCUUACGGAUUGUUUAGUAUGCUACAUCGAAAGAGACAUUUUUCAAGCAAUUGAUAAUGAAGCUAUUAUGCAGCAUUUUCAAAAUAUGAAUCUCGUAGGAUUGAUUUGCCUACGUUGCAAAAGUAAAUCAAGUAGCAUGUAAUGAACUAUAAUUUUUUUGCUAAUUAAUUACACCAUUGUUGUUCUUAUUAUAUUUUGGACACGUACUUUAAAAUUUUUAGUCUUCAGUUUGCCCCUCCUUGGACAAACCUCUGGCUCCGCCACUGGGUCACUCGGUGGCGGCGCGUGGUAGUUGAGCUGGAUAUAUAGUGGAAGUAACAGAAAGUUGCUAGAUAAAAGUCAUUGGGCUCUAGUGAUCAUUGUACUUAAUGUCGCGGGUCAUUGCACGUGAUCGGGGCCGGGUCAUUGUGACGAAUGGGUGAGUGAUACUGGCGAGCCAAGUAUUUCACUGGAUGGUCGGGUAUGUAGAUCACUACAGGCACGACUACACGAGGUAUUGGUCACUGCGGGACGGAGUUACUGGG
This is a messenger RNA of Cuscuta epithymum, 1241 nucleotides long. The record is from the annotation of a GenBank genome assembly. Lineage: Eukaryota; Viridiplantae; Streptophyta; Magnoliopsida; Solanales; Convolvulaceae.